AUGCAGACGUACCUGCUGUUCCAGCUGCUGCGGCGCACGCCGCGGCCGACGCUGCAGUUCGCCGCGCAGACGGUGCUGCCGGUGCUGCACCGCGACUUCGUCGGCGGGCUUCCGGCCGAGGCCGCGCACCACGUGCUGCGCUUCAUGGACACGCGCACGCUGUGCCGCGCCGCCUGCGUGUCGCGCAAGUGGCUGCGCGCCGUCGACGGCGACCGCACGCUGUGGCGCGCGCGGCUGCUGGACGCGCGCAACGGCGCGGCGCUGGCCGCGGCGGCGUCCACGCCGCACGCUGCGGCCGCGGCCGGCAACGCCUUCAAGGCGCAGUACGCGCGCGACUACCGGCUCGACCGCAACUGGCAGGCCGGCGCCUGCCGCCACUUCAGCUUCGCGUGCGACGGCGGCGCCGUCGUCACGUGCGUGCAGCUCACCGACAGGUACAUCGUGGCCGGCUUCGACACAAAGAACAUCUUUGUGUUCGACAUCGACACCGGCGCGACCGUGCGCCAGCUGGUGGGCCACGAGGGCGGCGUGUGGGCGCUGGCCGUGGUGGGCGGCACGGUGGUCAGCGGCAGCACCGACCGGACGGUGCGCGUGUGGGACCUGGAGUCCGGCCGGUGCACGCACGUGUUCGCCGGCCACUCGAGCACCGUGCGGUGCCUGCAGGUGCUGCUGCCGACGGACGUGCGCACGGCGCGCGAGCGUGCGCUGGGCGCGCCCGUGCGCUAUGAGCCGCCGGAGCCGCUGGUUGUCACCGGGUCGCGCGACACGACGCUGCGCGUGUGGAAGCUGCCCAGCCCGCUGAACGACGCGCCGUACUCGCCGCGCUCGGCGUCGAUAGCCAUGCCGAGCAUCGGCGACGCGGCAAUGCGCUUCCGCUCGCCAUUCGGCGUGCCCCGCGCCAACCCAUACUUUGUGCGGACCCUCGGCGGGCACACGGACUCGGUGCGCGCCGUGGCUGGCCACGGCAACAUGGUGGUCAGCGGGUCGUACGACUUUUCGAUCCGCGUGUGGAACCUGGCCACCGGCGCCCAGCUGCACCAGCUCGAGGGCCAUACGUCGAAGGUGUACACCAUUGUGCUGGAUACCGAGCGCCAUUUGAUUUUGUCCGGCAGCAUGGACGGAACCAUCCGUGUGUGGAACUGGGACUCGGGCGCGUGCCUGCGUAUUUUGCGCGGCCAUUUGACGCUUGUCGGGCUGCUGGCGCUGCAGCACGAUACGCUGGUGUCUGCUGGCGCCGAUACGACGCUGCGCAUCUGGGACCACCCGACCGUCGCCCGUCCGCAGCCAAAUGUACUGAGACAACACACGAGUGCGAUUACGUGCUUCCAGCAUGAUGGAACAAAGAUUGUCUCGGGUGCGGAUACGACUUUGAAGCUGUGGGAUGUGAGGACGGGCGCCUUUGUGCGCGACUUGUUGGCGAAUCUGACGAGUGUUUGGCAGGUGCGGUUUGAUAAGCGUAGGUGCGUGGCAGCUGUUAAUCGCAAUGAUGUCACUUACUUUGAGGUCAUGGAUUUUGAGUAA
This is a messenger RNA of Kickxella alabastrina, 1521 nucleotides long. RefSeq names its product WD40-repeat-containing domain protein. NCBI's taxonomy places the organism in Eukaryota, Fungi, Kickxellomycota, Kickxellomycetes, Kickxellales, Kickxellaceae. Gene Ontology annotation, molecular function: protein binding. The transcript is spliced from 4 exons. The record is from RefSeq and is a predicted model, not a curated record. Bases 1 to 1521 code for a protein of 506 amino acids.